CUUUGAAGGAAUCGUACGGUUUAACGGAUAAACAUGGAAGUAUUUGGCUGAUUCUAGGAGUGAUAAGUGAAAGAGAGCAAGAAGUGUGUUAAAACUAAAAAGUGCAUUGUUUAAAUAAAACUCUCAUACUCAACAAACACUCAUUUAGGCAAUAACAAAAAGUGAGCAAGAGACGAAAAGAGAAUAAGUUUAAUAAAGGCUUUUUUGUUGUUGAUUUUAGUAAUUGAAAUAAAAAAAAAAAAACAAAAGCAAUGAGCUGAGAGUGUUUUAAAGAGCCUAAAACUAAAACAACAACGGGCCUAUACAAUCUCAAAAGAGCCACACACAAAAGGCGGGAGAGAGAGAAUACAACGAAAAUGUUAUUUUGUAAAUGUCAAGUGUAAUGUCAUCAACAUCUCAAGUUUUCAUUGUUUGUAGAUACUUAGACAUCGCCAAUAACUAUAUAGAUAUAGUGCUUCCAACUGUAAUACAAACGCGUUCGAAUAAAUUUAUCAUCAAUAAAAUUAAAACUCUCUUACAUUUACAACUACAAUCAACUAUUGAGAAAUCCUUUCGCUUACAAAAAAAAAAAAAGGAUUAAUAUGUGAAAAAUAAUCAAAAUUUGUGUAAAAUAAAUCAAAAUUAUUAAGCAAUAUUGAUAAGAAAACAAAUUUAAAAAAAAAAAAACUUCCUUUUAAUCAAAUCACAAAUAGUGCCAAAAUGAAAAUGUGUCAAAAAUUUUAAAGAAAAUUUAAACAAAAUUUUCGUUUGAGAUAGAAUUAAAUAAAAAUUCUGCCAUGUAUGCAUUUGGCUUGCGGAUUACUGCAAUAUUUUCAUAUACAUACACACAAUUUUAAAAUUAAAGUUAAAAACUAGUGCAGUGUUAUUUAAAAAAAAAAAACCUAAAAAUUAUUAAAAAUCUUAAAAUAACUAACAAGUUUCUAAAAAAAAAUACCAUAAAUUGGAAUUGAAAACCAGCUAAAUUUCCCAAAUCUAAAACAUAAAUAAAUAAAAAAAAACACCAAGGAAAAGCAAGAAAAUCAAAACAAACAUCAUGUGGAUUAGUUGCCAUGCUGUUAUAAUUUUGCUCCUUUUGCAUUCCGAUACUUUGUUGGCGGAAGUCUAUGAGGCACAUUUACGCGGUCCGGGUUUUGUUAUGGAACCGCCGGGUCGUGUUGAAUUUUCAAAUUCCUCUGGCGGCUGGCUGGAUUGUUCAGCUUCGGGCAGUCCUCAGCCGACCAUUGACUGGGUGCAUGCAGACGGCACGGCUGUAACGGAAAUUCAUGGUGUUCGUCGUGUGCUACGCAAUGGUACUUUGGUACUUUUGCCAUUUCCUGCAGCUGCAUAUCAUCAAGAUGUACAUAACACAAUCUAUCGUUGUGUUGCCAGCAAUGGUGUUGGCCGCAUUGUAUCACGAGAUGUGCAAGUCAGAGCUGUCGUUGCACAAGCUUAUAAAGUUGAUGUAGAAGUUUUAUCUGCAUCUCGUGGUUGCACAGCCAUUUUACGUUGUGUAGUGCCAACGUUUGUUAAGGAAUUGGUUCGAGUGGUCUCAUGGGUUCAUGAACCUGCUAUCUACAUAUAUCCAUCACUACAAGGCGAUGGUAAAUUUCAUUUAUUACCCACCGGUGAAUUACUUAUUCAUAAUCUACAAGAAAGUGAUGAAUCCCAAUCGUUUCGGUGUCGAAGUAUGCAUCGAUUAACACGUCAAGUUGUUGUUAGUUCACCCACAAGACUGAGAAUAAAUUCUCAUCGUGGUAUUAUUUCACCUAGUGUUGUUGAGCAUACAGCACAUGUACAAGUAUCACAAGAUGAGGGUGCUGUUUUACUAUGUGUGGCCCAGGGUUGUCCAUCUCCUGAAUAUAGCUGGUACACCCACAAUGGCCCUGGUCCUCUGCCUGUUCUAAGUGGUCCUCGCAUACGUUUACUGGGACCCAUAUUGGCCAUCGAGGCUGUGACCGGUGAAGAUUCCGGUGUCUAUAAAUGUACAGCAAGUAAUGUGGGUGGUGAGGCAAGUGCUGAGCUACGUCUUUCGGUGGCCACACCCAUACAAGUAGAAGUACAACCAAAUGUUCUUAGUGUCCAUAUGGGUGGCACCGCCGAGUUUCGUUGCAUGGUCACCAGUAAUGGCAGUCCGGUGGGUAUGCAAAAUAUAUUGUGGUACAAGGAUGGACGUCAAUUGCCAUCAUCUGGUCGGAUAGAAGACACUUUAAUUGUGCCACGAGUUAGUCGUGAGAAUCGUGGUAUGUAUCAGUGUGUCGUGCGACGACCAGAGGGAGAUACAUUUCAAGCAACAGCAGAAUUGCAAUUAGGAGAUGCCCCACCAGUUCUGCUUUAUAGUUUUAUUGAACAAACUUUACAGCCUGGUCCUGCUGUAAGUUUAAAAUGUUCAGCAGCCGGAAAUCCAACACCACAAAUUUCAUGGACACUGGACGGAUUUCCACUACCAUCAAACGGAAGAUUUAUGAUGGGACAGUAUAUCACCGUUCACGGUGAUGUAAUCAGUCAUGUUAAUAUCACACAUGUUAUGGUAGAGGAUGGGGGCGAGUAUGCAUGUAUUGCUGAAAAUCGAGCUGGGAGAGUGCAACAUGCAGCACGUUUAAAUAUUUAUGGUCUUCCUUAUAUACGCAUAAUUCCUAAAGUAACAGCAGUCUCAGGUGAAACUUUAAAUUUAAAAUGUCCCGUAGCCGGUUAUCCCAUCGAAGAAAUUCACUGGGAACGUGGUGGUCGCGAAUUGCCCGAUGAUAUCCGCCAGAGAGUACAGCCAGAUGGUUCCUUAACUAUAACACCGGUGCAGAAGAGUACUGAUUCGGGAGUGUAUACUUGCUGGGCUCGCAAUAAACAGGGCCAUAGUGCUCGCAGGAGUGGCGAAGUGACAGUUAUUGUACCACCAAAAUUAAGUCCCUUCCAAUCGUCACAAUUACAAUUGAAUAUGGGUGAUCGCGCUUCUCUCACCUGUUCCGUGGUCAAGGGUGAUCUGCCUUUGACUAUUACUUGGCGCAAGGACAAUCGCGCUAUUGAGACCUCUCAACAUCAUAUGUCCGUUAAACAGGUCGAUCAAUACAAUAGUAUUUUGGUUAUUGAAAAUUUAGGAUCGAUCAUACGGGCAAACUAUUCGUGUGUGGUACGCAAUUCAGCAGCUGAAGUGGAAAAUUCACAAUCUUUAUUGGUUAAUGUGCCACCACGUUGGAUUGUGGAACCCAGCGAUGCCAGUGUUGAACGCAAUCGUCACAUUAUGUUACACUGUCAGGCACAAGGUGUCCCCACGCCCAGUAUUGUUUGGAAAAAGGCGACUGGCAGCAAAUCAGGUGAAUAUGAAGAGGUGCGUGAAAGACCAUUUACAAAAUUACUAUCGAAUGGUUCGCUGCUGUUACAGCAUGUCAAAGAGGAUCGUGAAGGUUUUUAUUUGUGUCAAGCCAACAAUGGCAUUGGUACUGGUAUCGGUAAAGUGAUUCAACUGAAAGUUAAUUCAUCGCCCUAUUUCCAAUCGACAUCACGUUCGGUGAGUAAAAAAGGUGAUACAGCGAUAUUGCAAUGCACUGUAAGCGGUGACAAACCGAUUAAUAUCGUAUGGAUGCGUUCGGGCAAAAAUACAUUAAAUCCAUCGACAAAUUACAAAAUUUCAGUCAAGCAAGAAGCAACACCCGAUGGUGUAUCAGCAGAGUUACAAAUACGUUUAGUUGAUUCCACAGAUAGUGGUCCAUAUUUUUGUCGUGCCAGCAAUUUGUAUGGCAAUGAUCAGCAAUUGGUGCAGUUGCAAGUACAAGAGCCCCCGCAGCCGCCGUCUGUGUUAGAAGCAGCAAUGAUAUCAAGUCGUUCGGUGAAUUUAAAGUGGCAGCCAAAAACUCAAAAUUCAGGAGAUGUAUCUAAGUAUAUAGUGGAGUACAAGGAAAUGGAUGCUACUUCCUUUAUAGACCAAUGGCAGCACAUGGAGGUUAAGGAUCCUCCCAGUUAUAAUGCUCUUAUAGAGAACCUUAAACCCGCUACACGUUAUGCAUUUCGUGUUAUAGCUGAGGGAACAGCGGGACGUAGUGCUCCUAGUCAGGAAUUGGUUAUACGUACAGAACCUCAGCGACCUGCCGGUCCACCUUUAAAUCUCUCCGUACGUCCUUUGUCUUCCACGGAACUGUUAGUUAGUUGGGUGGCACCGCUGGCCGAACUAAGACAUGGUGAUAUUCAGGGCUACAAUGUGGGCUAUAAAUUGGCUAGUACUGGUAAUACGGCCUAUAAUUUUACAUCAGUGUCGGGUGAUGGCGAAGGUGGCAGUGGUGAAUUGUUGUUAACGGGCCUGCAACGAUUCGCUCGUUAUAAUGUAGUGGUGCAGGCUUUUAAUCAAGUUGGUCCGGGACCUCUGUCAGAGCCUGCUUCUGCACAAACUAUGGAGGAUGUUCCUAGUAGAUCUCCUGAAGAUAUACGUUGCGCUGCUUUAACCUCACAGUCUUUACAAGUUUCUUGGCAGCCUCCACCUAUUCACCAUACAAAUGGCAUUUUACAAGGCUACAAGUUAAUUUUUGAACCUAUUCUUGAUGAUUAUUCACCCAACAAAGAUGAAGUAGAAUCACGUAAAACAACUGCCUUGACCACAGUCCUCACAGGCCUACGAAAAUAUGCCAACUAUAGUAUACAAGUAUUAGCCCAUACCCGCAUGGGCGAUGGUGUUCUUUCAAAUCCCGUUUACUGCCAUACCGAAGAAGACGCACCAGAAGCACCCGCCGAUAUAAAAGUGGUAGUAAGUUCACCACAAUCUUUAUAUGUUUCUUGGCUACCACCCACCGAACCAAAUGGAGUCAUUACCAAAUACAAUCUAUACACUAGAGUGGUUAAUGGUCGUGAAGAGUUGAAUAAUGAAAAGAGAAGUUUGCCUUCGCAACAGGCGUAUUAUGAGGCCAAGAAUUUACAUCCUCACAUAGAAUAUCAAUAUUGGGUAACCGCCUCCACACGAGUGGGAGAGGGUAAAAGUUCCAGGGUAGCUUCUCAAAUAACGACUAAUCGUGUACCAGCGCGUAUAGUUUCAUUUGGUGGACCCACCGUAAGACCUUGGCGUUCAACAGUAACAUUAUCUUGCACGGCAGUUGGCAAACCAAAACGUGAAUGGUUUAAAGCUGAUGUCCCCAUUAGACAAGGAGGUCUCCACAAUACCCAACUACUAGAUUCAGGAGAUUUAAUUAUUUCCAGUCUUCAGGUCUCCGAUAGCGGCAACUACAGUUGUCAAGUGGACAAUGGUAUUGGCACCGAUCGCCUUACACAUAUUCUCCUCGUACAAGUGCCUCCUUCUGCACCUGUUCUUUAUGUGACCAGUGCCACUACAAGCAGCAUUUUAAUGCACUGGAAAUGUGGCUUCACCGGCAAUGCGCCAAUAACAGGCUACACUUUAUACUAUCGACGCGCGAGUGGUAAUAUUGAGGAAAUGCUUUUAUCACGUCAUGCUUCUAGUCAUGAACUAAAAGGUUUAGUUUGUGGCAGUACCUAUCAAAUACAUUUAACAGCUCAUAAUAAAGUCGGUACAUCACCGACCAGCAUAACACUGCAUGUUAGAACUCAGGGACAAUCGCCUGGUGUGCCUUCGACUACAACAUUAAUUGCUCCUAAUUCGACUUCGGUAACGAUAAGACUGCACACGUGGCCAGAUAAUGGCUGUCCUAUGUUAUAUUUUGUUUUACAAUAUCGAUCGGUUACCGAUGGACCAGAACAUGAUUGGGUGUUGGUGUCAAAUGCCCUUAAACCACAACGACGUUUUACAAUAUCUGGUCUACAGCCAUCCACACUCUAUCAAUUGCGCAUGGAGGCACACAAUGUGGCUGGUGUGUCACAGGCUGAAUUUACUUUUGUAACACUCACCAAAGAGGGUGAUCCCCCGCCGCCAGAGAUUGUUCAACGCGGACAGCGUGGAUCGAAUGUAUUUUAUGGAAAUGUUAACCUAUUAAUACCCAGCAUUGCCACCGUAUCGGGAAUGAUUUGUACAAUUGCAUUGGUUUUUAUGUGCUACAGACACAAACAAGCUGGACGCAUACAAAAGGAAUCUUUGGAAAAUCGUCAAAAUUCAGAAGCGGCACAACGUGAACGUUACUAUGCCACCAUUCACAAAGUUUCAUUACAAAAUAAUGAUAAAAUACCAGAAACCUCAGAGGAUAUUUCACCAUAUGCUACGUUUCAACUAUCAGAAAGUGGAAAUAUGUCUCAACCACAUCAUGCUGGUCCAGCCAAUACACUGCUGCAUUCAUUUAUGUAUCAUGAACGUGCUUUAACGGAGGGUUGCUCAUCGACACCACCUGCUGCGUCUUCUAAAAAUCGACGUCGUCAUUCCCGCAAAACCGAGCCAGAAAGUGAAGAAUCAGAAUCGGAUCAGGAUCAAUUGACUUCAAGUCGUACAGAGUCAUCCAAUCAACACGAAGGGAAAAUGAAGCACAGUAUCAUCUACCAUGGAGCACAAUCAAGCACAUCCUCUGAUCUAUCACCAAUGUCCGAACAAAAAUCAUUGCCACGUCGCGGUCGUUCAAGGUAUCAUCAUCAAUUAUAUCAGUUUUCCACCAACACAACACCGCGACAUCAUAACAAUAGCAAAAACUCGUCUAGUAAUAAUUCCAAUUCGAAUAAGAUACUUUCGCCACGCAGUGGUGUCGGUAAUUUAAAAUCCAUAUCGAGUACAUUUAAAUCACAAGAUUCCAUACAAUGUCACAUACCCACAUUGGUUAAGUCACCUUCCAUAACACAACAACAGCAACAACACCAAUUGCAGCAACACCAACAAAAACUCCACAACCAACAACAACAAUCAAACAUUAAUACAUCCAGUAGUUUUACCAGUAGCAAUAGUAGUAAAUUAUCACAACAACCCCUACUUGUUACACCCAAAAUUGCACCACACCCACAUUCCCAGCAGCACAAUACCGCAAACCUUAAUAAUGACCACCACUCAUCCGAACUGUUAGAUAGUAGUAGUUGUACUAACUCCUCCCUUGCAUCUGUAGCCCCCUCCCUGGCAUGCAUGCAGCCAUCAUCACAAUUUCGUCCCAUAGCUCAUAAGGCCGAUGAAGGUCUAUCGGGUGGUACUCUAUUGAAUCCAUCCACAGCACCUCUAUCGUCAAAAUUCUUUACGGCACCAACACUGCCCAAAUAGGAUACGGCCCUUGGGGGCAGUGUGGAUGGAAGUCUGGUCGAUAGCGAUGGCAUAGUCAAUAGUUUUGGCUAUAAUAUCGGCGAGAUUUCAUGUACCUACAUGAACCCCAUCGAUCAGAAAUUCGAUUAUGAAUCAUAGGAUUAGGAGUGUGAGACCACAGUAGGUAGAGUGUAAGAUAUUAGAAAGAAAGUUUUUACGCAGAACUUUUUUUUUUUUUUUGAAAAACAUAAAUGUAGUUUUUUGUAAAUAAGGUUCAGAAGAUGUUUUUCUGAGAAUGUUUUUUUUUAAUUGUUAUGUAAAUAUGUAUGUAUAUUUUGUAACAUGUAAAUUAUGUAAAAAAUUAUGUCCAUUAUUGGAAUAGAAUACAUUUUAUGGAGCUCGAGAAAUUCUUUAUUUUUAAUCAAUAGUGCGUCGAUCAUAAACUAUUUGUUAGAGUCCUUUGGAACUUAUUUAAUUAUGAUGAUGUCGGAGUAUCG
Lucilia sericata (common green bottle fly) is the source of this 7569-nucleotide messenger RNA. RefSeq names its product Down syndrome cell adhesion molecule-like protein Dscam2. Gene Ontology annotation, molecular function: protein binding. Gene Ontology annotation, biological process: cell-cell adhesion. NCBI's taxonomy places the organism in Eukaryota, Metazoa, Arthropoda, Insecta, Diptera, Calliphoridae. The record is from RefSeq and is a predicted model, not a curated record.